AUAUUAGUUCAGCCAGAAUUUGCACAGUUACAAUUUACCACACCGGUUUUUCAUGCCAUUUUAUCUUCAUUUUGAAACCAAAGUUGAGCAUAUAUUCAAUGAACAUAAAGGCUGUUAACCAACAUGAAGACAUGGCAACUGAUUAUAUUUGGAGUAACCGUUCACCUGAUUUUCUUCUACUCCAUCUUUGAUAUCUAUUUCACCACACCAUUGGUCCACGGAAUGACUCCUUAUGUCUCAAACCCAAAUCCUCCCGCCAAGAGAUUGGUCCUCUUUGUGACAGAUGGACUAAGAGCUGAUAAGUUUUUUGAGCCUCUACCAAAUGGGAAACCUACAGCACCUUAUCUCAGGUCUAUAAUAGAGAACAGAGGUGUAUGGGGUGUGUCCCACACAAGAGUUCCAACUGAGUCCCGCCCUGGUCAUGUGGCCAUCAUAGCGGGCUUUUAUGAGGAUGUUAGUGCUGUAGCAAAGGGUUGGAAAGAGAACCCUGUGGAAUUUGACUCUGUGUUCAAUGAGAGCAGUUACACCUGGUCUUGGGGUAGUCCGGAUAUUCUUCCCAUGUUUGCUAAAGGCGCCUCUGGAGACCAUGUUUUCAUGGACUACUACCCCUCGGAGAACGAAGACUUCGCUGCAGCUGAUUCCUCCAAGCUGGACACCUGGGUGUUUGAUAAGGUCAAGAAAUUUCUGAUGGAAGCAGAGAAAGACCAAGCUUUGAAGAAAAAACUCUCCAAGGAUAAAGUUGUCUUCUUCCUUCAUCUGUUGGGUCUGGACACAAAUGGCCACUCCCAUAAACCAUUCUCACUAGAAUAUCUAAAUAACAUUGCAACAGUGGAUGAUGGGAUACAGGAAGUUGUUGGACUGCUGGAGGAGUUUUAUCACCAUGACAACAGAACAGCUUACAUUGUGACAGCUGACCAUGGGAUGACAGACUGGGGAUCACAUGGGGCAGGGCAUCCCUCAGAGACCCUCACACCAUUGGUAGCUUGGGGCGCAGGGAUCCGCCAUCCAAGGGGAGCAGACCAUAAUACUCAAACAUAUGAAGAUGGAUUUGCAGAAAAAUGGAAAUUAGAUAAAUUGCAAAGAUCUGAUGUGCAACAGGCAGAUAUGUCUCCCCUGAUGGCAGCACUGCUUGGGAUUCCUUACCCUGUUAAUUCUGUGGGAGCCCUCCCUCUAGAGAUUCUGGAUAUUCCCCUUCAGGACCAAACAGAAGCAAUGUUUUCUAAUGCCCAGCAAAUUCUGGCCCAGUUUAAGGUUAAAAUGGAGCUUAAGAAAAAGACCACGCUCUCACAAACAUUUAGACCAUUUCUGGAAUUGACAGAGGACAAACAGGUUUUACAUGUCAGAAAAAUAAAAAACCUAAUCAAAGAUGGACUUUUUGAAGAUGCAAUAAAAGAAUCCCAGCAGCUGAUGGCUCUAGCAUUCCGUGGACUAGGAUACUACCAGAACUAUGACAGAUUCCUCCUGGGAUUGAGUGUCACUGCCGGCUUUGUGGGCUGGAUAUUCUACAUCCUGACCCUCAUUCUACGAGACCAUGUGGGACUGUCAUACAAGAGAACCUUCUUUGAUGAACUGAAUUCUCCAUUUCUGUUGUCAAAGAAAUUCAUCCAAGGAUUAGCUGUAACAGUUGCCGUAGUGAUAAUAUUGUUACUUUCAGUACAAUCUCUGCCCUGGACCUACUUUAUGUAUUGCCUGGUUCCUGUUCUACUUUGGAAGUUGGUUUUAGAAAGUUGGCCCAUCUAUGUGACGGCAGCACAGAGACUGUGGGACAGCAGUAGAUCCCCUGUCAUAGGAACAACCCUCUUCUGUCUCCUUAUCCUGGAGGCUGUGGUGGCUGGGUUCUUCUACAGGGGGAUCUUCUCUAUAGGUUUUGUAGCCCUUGGAGUUUGGCCGCUGCUUGCAUACAGAACUAGGUCAAGAAACCAGUAUGUGUGGCUGGUGACCUGUCUGCUUCUGUCCAUGUUCCCUUUAUUACCCGUCGUAGGGCGACAGAGCAACUACAGUGUGGUACUUCUGGCUGGAAUUCUUGCUUUUAUUGCUGGCUGUGUUAUAGACAGAAGAUACCUGAUGAAUGUAAAAGGUGCUAAAAUCCGGUGGGCACAGCUGACUGUCCUCCUGGCUGCCAUUUACAACCUGUGGUCUGUGUCAUCCAGUAUACGCAGGAAAGAGGGUCUCCCCGGGCUCAACCAAAUCCUGUCUUGGAGUAUUCUUGUGACAUCUAGUCUUUUCCCCUUGCUGAGCCCCACCCAGGUGCUACCUCGAUUGUUCUCCAUUGUGUUUGCAUUUUUCCCUGUCUACCUUCUAUUAAGUUUGUUACAGGAAGGUCUGUUCAUCAUCUGCUUCUGUGUUGUCCUGUUUUCAUGGAUUCAGAUGGAGAAAGAAGUGCAUAUUGCCAAGGAAAAGAAUCUACUCACCGCUGAUUUUUCAUCGUCUCUCUCUGGAGAACGCCAUCUAGUGGCAGAGGAUAUACGCAGAUCUGUCUUUUAUAUUUUCUUUAUACUUGUUGCAUUCUAUAGCACAGGGAAUAUAGCCAGUAUCAAUAGCUUUGAGCCUGCUGCCGUUUACUGCUUCCUGACCGUCUUCAGCCCAUUUGUGAUGGGUGGUCUCCUAAUGCUCAAAAACAUUCUACCACUAGUCCUAGUUGCAUGUUCAUUCCAAACCGUUCAAAUCUUGACCCACAUUCCAACUCGGGCGCUGUUUUUGAUUGUAAUGAUCAUGUCGGACAUUAUGGCACUGAACUUCUUUUUCCUGGUGCGUGACUAUGGCAGCUGGUUGGAGAUUGGGACCAGCAUUAGCCACUAUGUUAUUGUGAUGUGUAUGAACAUCUUCCUCAUGGUUCUGUUUGGAGUUUCCCAUCUCCUGACAAGUGUCCAAAUUAGACUGUCCAAAUCUUGACCAGUAUACAAAUUUGUCAUUUCAAAUCUUGACAAGUGUCCAAAAUCAGACUUUAAAUCUUGACAAGCGUACAAGUUAAGCUAUUAAAAUCUUGAAAAGUUUCCAAAUUCAAAUCUUGACAGAUGUCCAAUUUAGAUUCAAAUUUUGACCAGUGUCCAAAUAAACAUGUUCAACUCUUGGACAUCUUCGCUAGCCAAGGAUUUUCGGUCCAGGGGAGCAAAGUGGACGGAAAACCCUUGGAUAGUGAAGAUGACUCUUGGAACACCAUGUUGUUUUCUUUUAUUCUUCAUGAAAGGUGUUACAUAACAUUUCAAUAGUUUUCUAAUAGUGCCUCAUUUACGGUAUUUGUACACGUAUAAAACCGUAAUUGCUCUUUCAAUAAUUUCAUGAUCUUGCAGUUCAGAGAAUUUUUCAAUUUAAUACAUCUUAAAACGAUUUGGUUACUCAAUAAAAUAUAAUAACAUUUUCAACUGAUUGUUUGGUGUUUACAUUGUCCACCUGCUGGGAAUUAUUAGCAUAUUG
Molecule: messenger RNA, 3414 nt
Organism: Magallana angulata
Lineage: Eukaryota; Metazoa; Mollusca; Bivalvia; Ostreida; Ostreidae
Product: GPI ethanolamine phosphate transferase 1-like
Exons: 29
Coding region: 124-2892 (922 amino acids)
Biological process (GO): GPI anchor biosynthetic process
Cellular component (GO): endoplasmic reticulum membrane
Molecular function (GO): mannose-ethanolamine phosphotransferase activity
Source: RefSeq, a predicted model, not a curated record